Molecule: messenger RNA, 1695 nt
Organism: Kwoniella shivajii
Lineage: Eukaryota; Fungi; Basidiomycota; Tremellomycetes; Tremellales; Cryptococcaceae
Exons: 2
Coding region: 1-1695 (564 amino acids)
Source: RefSeq, a predicted model, not a curated record
AUGGCCGCCUUCAACUUCUUCCAACCCCAGCAGCAAAAGCAACAACAGAAAGAACAACAACAACAACUCCGGACGUGUCAAGCUCGGUGUCCAGAACGACCCCUCCCCAACUCACUUACUUAUCAUACACAACAGCUGCAACAAGGUACAAUCCCUGCUUUCACUCCGCUGCCCACCAGACUUCCUCCACCUCCUACCACAACUCGACGCAAUUACCUAGCGCGACCAAAAAGCCAAAGCUCACAACAAGUGCAGCAAGAAAAGACGACCCAAGUUAUUAACGUUCGUCAGCCGAGUCUACCUUUGACUCAGGAAUACCAAGAUCUAGUCCAGGUUCAACCAUUCGAACAAAUAUUCGCUCUGGACCAAUCAGUCAUCACGACUAAUACUAUACAACCGGAUACUUCCAUUAUCGACCCUCUUCUCUUUACACUCAACCCCGACCUACUCACAUCGAUGGAAUCUAACUUCGAUAUCAACAUGGAAUCAUUUGAUUGGGAUCAGUUCUUGGUGGACGAUGCGCAAGGUGAGUUAAACUUCCAGCUGCUGCAAGCUUCGGUACUAACAUCUAUUUCAGUCAACGCUUUGAUCCCCAAGAACACCGAAUCCCCCGCUCCUUCCGAUUCACAAGUCGCUACUCCCAAGUCUACCGAGUCAGAGCAAUCUGCCGCCCUUGACCCCGAGAACGACUUUGAUUUCAAUUUUGAUUUCGAACUUCCUUCAUUCGGUAUUUCUCACCGACCUGAGGAUAUGCUUAAUCCUGUCCAACCGGUUGACUUCACUUCGGGUCCCGCUGCCGAUACUCGAGGUACCGCCGAUCCUACAAUGACCAGCACUUUUGGUCUUAGCUUUGGUGAUUUCGGUCUUCACACCGAUCUUGGUGCCGAUGCUGCCAGUCAGCUCGGACUCACCAACCUCCUCGAUAAGCUUGGUCAACAACAGAAGACCGCUGAACCAGCCACCAUAUCCCCUAUCAACGAUCUCUCCGAUGCCAACGCCUUACUGAACAAGCUCUUCUCUACCGUUGCUUCUCCCCCCUCGAUUCAACCAUCUCAACUUUCUCUGUCUUCCAGCCCUAUGCUCAAGCGAAAAGGGUCUGAUGCUAGUGACGAGAGUCUUCCUGCUGCCAAACGACGUGGUCGACCUCCAGGUGCUGUCAAGACCAAAUCUGUAUCUCUUCCAGAACCCACACGAGCUUACAGGCAGUCUACCGGUUUCUCCAACUCACCUGCUCUAUCUGCCGGUAGCGUUGCCGAUGAAAGCGAGAUGGACUCUCCCGCCGGAUCAUCUCCUGCGGUUGUCAAGCGAACCAUCUCUGGCAAACCUUCCACUGCUCGACCCAAAUCUGUCGUUCCUGAGAAAUUCCUCAAAGACGGAUCAGCUCAAGCUAUUUUAGGCAUGGACAUCAAUCAAAUUCAAUCGUACCCUUCUUUCGAUAUGCUCCUCAAGGAUGUAGAAGCUUCUCGAGUCGCUGCCGCAAAGGAUUUCGGGGAGAGAAUUGCUGAUAACCGUGACAAGGCUAAAGAUGCCGCCAAGAAAUCUCGAGACGAACGUCGAGCCAAGAUUGAACGAUCCGAUGUCCUUGAGAAAAAGGUUGAAGAUCUUGAAGCUAAGCUCAAGGGAAUGACAUCGGUUCUCCUCACUCUCGUCGACCGGGGUAUUCUCAACAAAGAUCAAGUUGCGUCUUACUUGUAA